AUGACAACGACUUCUGCGCCUCGUCCCAAACCUCAACUUCAACAUCCGCAGAAUCGUUUGGGUGAGCCUCGUCUGGUCACAUCUCCUAUCUCGCAGCCGCUGGGGGUUCAAGGACAUACAACGAACGUACAAGAUAUCUCUGAGUCGAUUUCGAAACUGAACGUCACCAUCGCCAGCAGGGUCAAAGCUCGGUCAACUCCCAAAAGCAAGACCUCCCCAAAAGGCAAGAAUACGAAGAAGAUGGACGACCGCCGAGAUGUAAAGUCCGCACCUUCGCGGGCAUCAGGAGGCAUUCCCUCCGCAUCCCCCCAAUACCUCGCAAACUGCGAAGGCUUCGCGCAACCUAUCCCAACCCCACAACACCUCCUCGUGGUGAUCGACCUAAACGGCACCAUCCUCUUCCGUCCCAACCGCAAGAACCCGCACAAGUUCGUCGCGCGCCCUCACGCCCUACGCUUCCUACAGUACUGCAUCGACACCUUCAACGUCGUCAUCUGGUCCUCGGCGCGCCCCGAGAACGUAAACGCCAUAGUCGACUCCAUCCUCUCGCCCUCGCUCAAAGAGCGCUGCGUCGCCAUCUGGGGCCGCGACAGAUUCAACCUCACGGCCGCCGACUACAACAUGCGCGUGCAGUGCUACAAGCGUCUCAACACCAUCUGGUCGGACCCUGGCAUCGCGCGCAGCCAUCCGGAGUUCCAGAACGGCGCGAGUUGGAAUCAGAGCAAUACAGUGUUGGUGGAUGACUCGGUUGAGAAGGGCCGUAGUGAGCCGUUCAAUAUCGUUCCGCUGCCAGAGUAUUUUGGGAAUGAGAAUGAGAGGAGUGACAUCCUGCCGCAGGUGCAUGAUUAUCUGAAUCAGCUGAGUUUGCACUCGAAUGUGAGUGCUUAUAUGCGGUCACACCCGUUCAUGGCUCAAGCUGCGGCUCAGGGUCCUCCGCCUGGCUACACCGGGAGAUGA
Molecule: messenger RNA, 957 nt
Organism: Lachnellula hyalina
Lineage: Eukaryota; Fungi; Ascomycota; Leotiomycetes; Helotiales; Lachnaceae
Product: putative FCP1 homology domain-containing protein
Exons: 1
Coding region: 1-957 (318 amino acids)
Molecular function (GO): phosphoprotein phosphatase activity
Source: RefSeq, a predicted model, not a curated record